This is a messenger RNA of Plasmopara halstedii, 252 nucleotides long. RefSeq lists its product as uncharacterized. NCBI's taxonomy places the organism in Eukaryota, Oomycota, Peronosporomycetes, Peronosporales, Peronosporaceae. The record is from RefSeq and is a predicted model, not a curated record. Bases 1 to 252 code for a protein of 83 amino acids. The transcript is spliced from 2 exons.
AUGAAAUACAUUACGUAUUGGGCUCAAGAUUUCUUGCUACUGAGAGCAUGUUUGCGCUGGAAGCGCUUUUUCUCUUACCAGAUCACAUGGCUUUUUGAGCCUCUGAGAAUAAUGCGGGUCACACACGCCGAGCUCAAUGAGGAUAUGAGGUAUUUUUUAGAUGUCAACGGUCACAACUACUUUUCAAGGUCUGUGCCAACAUCUUUACCUUCACCUGGCGACACGCGGUCGAGCUAUUUACGCACAAACUAA